Messenger RNA from Populus trichocarpa (black cottonwood), 2562 nucleotides. Its product is annotated as pollen receptor-like kinase 3. Gene Ontology annotation, biological process: protein phosphorylation. Bases 222 to 2201 code for a protein of 659 amino acids. The transcript is spliced from 2 exons. NCBI's taxonomy places the organism in Eukaryota, Viridiplantae, Streptophyta, Magnoliopsida, Malpighiales, Salicaceae. The record is from RefSeq and is a predicted model, not a curated record. Gene Ontology annotation, molecular function: protein kinase activity; protein binding; ATP binding.
UUUAGUAAAUAAAGAAAAAAACAACCCUAACGGUUAUAACUGUUUUUCCAUGCUUCUCCCUCGCAAUUCUAAGGCUCACAAAAGAAACAUAACAUGAAGAAGAAGAAGAAAUGAAGGCAAGUAACCGAAAAACAUGCAAAAUCGACAAAUCCCCACACACACAAAAAAAAAAACACAGAAAAUUGCACUGCAAAAACUUGUCAAUCUCUUUUGCCUAAGUAAUGGCCUUGGAUUGGCAUUUCCAUCCUUUUCUUUUUCUCUUCAUCAUUUUUACCCUCCAAUUUUCAUUGACAUCUUCAGUAUCUGAAUCUGAAUCUUUGAUCAGGCUUAAAAAAUCAUUUACCAAUGCUGGUGCUAUUAGUUCUUGGCUGCCAGGCUCUGUCCCUUGCAAUAAACAAACUCAUUGGCGUGGAGUUGUUUGUUUCAAUGGAAUUGUCACGGUUCUUCAGCUCGAAAACAUGGGCCUAUCAGGAACCAUUGAUGUUGAUGCAUUGGCUAAUAUGCAGGGACUCAGAAGCUUAAGCUUUGCUUAUAAUUAUUUUACAGGUACAAUUCCUGCACUCAAUCGUUUAGGCUAUUUAAAGGCUAUAUACUUGAGAGGGAACCAGUUUUCUGGUGAGAUUCCCUCGGAUUUCUUCUUGAAAAUGAAGUCGCUGAAGAAGGUUUGGAUUUCGGAUAACAACUUUUCUGGAGGAAUUCCAUCAUCAUUGGCCGAGUUGUCUCGGCUUAGCGAAUUACAUCUCGAGAACAAUCAAUUUAGUGGGACUAUUCCAUCUAUCGAUCAACCAACCUUGAUGUCAUUUAAUGUAUCAAACAAUAAGCUGGAUGGGGAAAUCCCACCUAAAUUAGCAAGAUUCAAUUCUAGUUCCUUUAGAGGAAAUGAUGGUCUAUGCGGACAAAAAAUCGGUAAAGGGUGUGAAUUGCAAGGAUCUUCAGAACCACCUACCGAUGUUGGGGUAGAUGCCAAUAUGAUGGUUAGCGAAGGCAGCGAUAAUAAAAGAAACAGCGUUACGAAGACAGUCGCAGGGUUAGUAACUCUGGCUGUGUUGCUUGUUUCAAUAAUAGCCGUGGUUAUCUUUAGAAUGUGGCGAAGGGGCAAGGAUUUUGAUGCGAUUGAAAGUAGAAGUAGUGGUAAUGCAGCAGCACUUGAGGUGCAAGUUUCGUUGUCGAAUAGACCGAAGGAAAUGGAAGUUGCCAAAAAGAUGGGAUCAGGCCAUAAAGGAUCUAAUAAUGGCAGGGGUGUUGUAGGUGAAUUAGUUAUUGUGAACAAUGAAAAGAGCGUAUUUGGGCUACCAGAUUUGAUGAAAGCUUCAGCAGAAGUGCUUGGAAAUGGAGUAUUGGGGUCUUCUUAUAAAACGCAGAUGGCUAACGGAGUUGUGGUGGUGGUCAAGAGAAUGAGAGAAAUGAAUACGUUGUCCAAAAGUCAAUUUAAUGCAGAAAUCAGAAAGCUUGGAAGACUGCAUCAUCCUAAUAUUUUGACACCAUUGGCUUUUCAUUAUCGACCGGAUGAGAAGCUGUUGAUCUAUGAUUUCGUGCCCAAAGGCAGUCUGCUUUAUUUGUUGCACGGUGAUCGAGGACCAUCACAUGCUGAACUCAGUUGGUCUGUUCGUCUCAAGAUUGUUCAAGGAAUUGCAAAAGGUUUGGGCUAUCUUCAUACAGAACUUGCUCCCUCUAACUUGCCUCAUGGCAAUCUCAAAUCAAGCAAUGUCUUUCUCAGCAAUGAUAACGAGCCAUUACUUUCAGAAUUUGGAUUAAGUCCCCUGAUUAGCCCUCCAAUGUUGGCUCAAGCAUUGUUUGGUUAUGAAGCCCCAGAAGCAGCGGAAUUUGGCGUAUCACCAAAGUGCGACGUGUACUGUCUAGGAAUAAUCAUUCUUGAAAUCCUUUCAGGAAAAAUUCCUUCUCAAUAUCUCAACAAUGCCAGGGGAGGGACUGAUGUAGUCCAUUGGGUGGAAUCUGCAAUUUCCGAUGGGAGAGAAACUGAUUUUCUUGAUCCUGAAAUUGCAAGCUCAAAAAACUCACUUUGUCAGAUGAAGCAGCUCCAAGGCAUUGGAGCUGCUUGUGUCAAAAGAAAUCCUGAGCAACGGUUAGACAUCACACAAGCUAUUCAACUGAUACAGGAGAUAAAAUUGGAAGAUGGAGACUAUGCGGGCGGGACAACGCAAGUUUUACCAUCACUUCGUGAUGGAUAUGCAGAUGCAUAAUAGACCAGUGUGUCUGAUACUCAAGGAGACAUGGAUCAGGUAGCUCUAAGGAUGGAACUAGAAACCUGAGUCGUGAUCGUUUUUCUUUCCCGGCUUCUAAUUAGAUACUCCUAAGCAGACACAUCAAAUUCUGCUAAACGGAACUCUACUCAAGAAGAGAAAUCAAGUCCAAUUCAAAUUAGGACAGUAAAUUUCAGCAGCAUCUGCAAUGGAAAUGGGACAACAUUCUCGGAAGUUUUGGAACCAGAAGGAAAUGUGAAUGGGAAGAUACAACGCAAAUGCACUAGACUCGUAACUUAAUCACAUAAUGUGUUAGAACUUUUUCUUAUUUUAUUUUUUGGCCAAAGAGUUUUCCUUUGAA